AUGGCACGCCCUUUGAUUUAUCCGAUUCUUUCCCUUGUGGCUGCUGCUACACUGGUGACGACGGCGGUGGAGGCCCUUUACGUCGUGCCACAGGGACGGCUGCGUGAGACGGGCUCCGGCUGGCACCCCUGCGAUCCGGACGUGCCGCAGUGGAGCGGCUACUUUGACAUCCCCGGCCGAGAAGGCGACAAGCACUACUUUUACUGGGCAUUUGGGCCCCGCAACGGGAACCCAGAGGCCCCUGUGCUGCUUUGGAUGACGGGUGGGCCGGGGUGCAGCUCCAUGUUUGCGUUGCUGGCGGAGAAUGGACCGUGUCUGGUGAAUGAGACCACAGGGGAUAUCUACAAAAACAACUACUCAUGGAACAAUGAGGCAUAUGUGAUUUACGUUGACCAGCCUGCAGGAGUGGGGUUCUCAUACGCAGAAGUGGAAGACUACGACUCAAAUGAGGAGGAGGUUUCGGAGGACAUGUACCACUUUCUCCAGGCGUUUUUUGGGGCCCACCAAAAACUGCGGAAGAACAAACUCUUUGUUGUUGGCGAAAGCUACGGGGGACACUACGCCCCUGCGACGGCGCACUACAUCAACAAAGCCAAUCGCGAACAUGUGGGUCUUCCCAUCCGACUUGCUGGUCUUGCGGUUGGCAACGGCCUCACAGACCCACACACACAGUACGCUGCGUAUCCGAGUUUGGCAUGGGAGUGGUGCAGGGAAAAGC
Molecule: messenger RNA, 718 nt
Organism: Trypanosoma cruzi
Lineage: Eukaryota; Euglenozoa; Kinetoplastea; Trypanosomatida; Trypanosomatidae
Product: serine carboxypeptidase (CBP1), putative
Exons: 1
Biological process (GO): proteolysis
Molecular function (GO): serine-type carboxypeptidase activity
Source: RefSeq, a predicted model, not a curated record